Poeciliopsis prolifica (blackstripe livebearer) is the source of this 2266-nucleotide messenger RNA. It is a transcript of the gene cdk15, whose product is annotated as cyclin-dependent kinase 15. The record is from RefSeq and is a predicted model, not a curated record. Gene Ontology annotation, molecular function: ATP binding; cyclin-dependent protein serine/threonine kinase activity; cyclin binding. Gene Ontology annotation, biological process: protein phosphorylation. Gene Ontology annotation, cellular component: cytoplasm; nucleus; cytosol. Lineage: Eukaryota; Metazoa; Chordata; Actinopteri; Cyprinodontiformes; Poeciliidae.
GUCAUGGGACGAGUUUGCUUCUCCUCAUCCUUGUGACUCAUGAGUUAGAAGAAGCAGCUGAUGAGUCGAGCGGAGCGAAGAUGGAGGAGUUUUCCCGCUGCGUGACGGAGGCCGGCGGCUGGCUGAGGAGCUGCUGCUGGUGCGAGGAGGAGGAAGAGAAGGAGGAAGAUGGAGGACCAGAGGAGGAGGAGGACAGUCCCAGGAGCUGCAGGAACUGGACCUCCAUCCCGCCUUCUGUGGUGGGACCCGAAGCUCCCGACCCGUCUGGACCUCAGCCUUACUGGUUCCACACGCUGCAGGUCCGACGGCUCAGGACUCCAAGAGGACGAAGCAACAGUGACCCGCUAAGAGCAGCGACUGCGCAGGAAGUCUUCACCUGGAAAGCGGGUCUGGAGUUCGGAGCGGCCCGGUCGUACCUGAGUCUGGAGAAGCUGGGAGAAGGGUUCGCCUCCGUCUACAAGGGCAUAAGCAGGAUCAACGGCCAGCUGGUGGCGCUGAAGGUGAUCCGUAUGAAGACAGACGAGGGGAUCCCGUUCACCGCCAUCAGAGAAGCUUCUCUCUUAAAGCAUCUGAAACACGCCAACAUCGUCCUCCUGCAUGACAUCAUCCACACCAGAGAGACGCUCACCUUCGUCUUUGAAUAUGUGCAGACAGAUCUGGCCCAGUAUAUGACGCAGCACCCCGGUGGACUUCAUUCGCACAACGUGCGGAUCUUCAUGUUCCAGCUGCUGCGAGCCCUCAGCUACAUCCACAGUCGCAGGAUCCUGCACCGAGACCUGAAGCCCCACAACCUGCUCAUCAGCUACCUGGGAGAGCUCAAGCUGGCCGACUUCGGGCUGGCCCGGUCCAAGUCCAUUCCUGCCCAGAACUUCUCCUCAGAGGUGGUGACGCUGUGCUAUCGGCCCCCCGAUGUCCUGAUGGGAUCCGUCCACUAUUCUACGGCCCUGGACAUGUGGGGGGCAGGCUGCAUCUUCAUAGAGAUGCUGCAGGGAGCGCCAGCGUUCGCAGGAGGUUCUGAUGAGCUGGAGCAGCUGCAGAACAUCUGGACGGUUCUGGGCGUCCCAGAGGACAGCUGGCCUGGGGUCAGUCUGCUGCCUCAUUACACACCAGAGUGCUUCAUUCACUGCAGGCCGAAGCUUUUUAGAGAUGUCUGGAAAAGGUUGGAGCAGCUCUCCUGUAAGACUGAUGACCUGGUCCAGAAGAUGCUCAGGCUGGUUCCGACAGAACGGAUUUCAGCUCAGGAGGCUUUGCAGCAUCCAUAUUUUAGCACGCUUCCUGCUCCCAUCAUGCACCUCAAAGAUGCUGUGUCCAUCUUCAAAGUCCCUGGAGUUCGCCUGGAGACAGAGUUCAGAGACAUCUUGAACCCUGGACGGAAACUGAAAUCUGCCCGGCUUCCUGCCGCCGGCUGCUGGUGAUCAAAGCACCAAUCAGAUCAACGGGACCUGACAAGACGAGGGAAGGGGCAAACCAACCCUUUAGGGAGAUGGAUUCAUAAACUUGGGAUAGAUUUCUGAUGCUCUGGUCCAGGGCAGCUGCGGCUAUGAUGCAGCUUUGGAGUCCUCUGGACUUGAUCAACACUAUGCAGAACAAUUAGCAGAGAGCGUCUCCAGUGGGUGUGGUCCUUCCAGUUCUUUUCCUGAAUCGACACCGAUCCAGAGAGUCUUUCUGCUCCUCCAGAAACAGGUUCUGGUCCACAGGGCGUAACCGUUCUGUUUUGUUUCAGGCUGCAACACGUCUCCGUCUCUCACUGCGUUCCUGUUUGUGCAUUAAGUUUCAGUCUGUCCUCACGUCUCUAGUGACAAUCGGCUGCAGACAAGUUUCCACGGGAACUUUCAUUAGUUAUUUCGAUGUUCUCAUUGGGAUCAGUUACCAUGAUGACCUUCACAAUUGAACAAGCCUCUAUUUCCAUGGUUCUGUUAGAGAGCAGGCAGACGGAGGAGAUGCUCUCUGAAGCUCACUUCUGCCUGACCAUUGAUGUUGGGACUGAGAGCCAGAAGCUGUAACUGCUGAGAUGUUUAUACAUUUAUGUAUAUUUGUUUGUUCAUUUGAUUUCCAAAGAAAUGAAAAGAAAAGCAUUCAGAGCUCUGCUGAAGCCUGUUGUUGCCUUUUUCACCUUGACUGCUGGUUUUAUCCUGUUGAAGGUUUAAACCCCCACAGGGCUUUAAAACGGUUAUUAUUUUCAAUAAUGAUUAGAAAUACCGAUCAAUAAAUGCCUCGGCUUCCCUUCGCCUCCACCAGGUGGCAGCAAAUAUCAUAUUAGUUCUCU